Molecule: messenger RNA, 1365 nt
Organism: Micropterus dolomieu (smallmouth bass)
Lineage: Eukaryota; Metazoa; Chordata; Actinopteri; Centrarchiformes; Centrarchidae
Gene: afp4
Product: antifreeze protein type IV
Exons: 5
Coding region: 764-1195 (143 amino acids)
Biological process (GO): lipid transport; lipoprotein metabolic process
Cellular component (GO): extracellular region
Molecular function (GO): lipid binding
Source: RefSeq, a predicted model, not a curated record
GAAAUACGUAACGUUGUGGCUUGUAAGUUCUGUGCACUUUUGUCAGUGUAACUUCUCUUACAAGCUGAUAGCUAUAACGUUAGGAGGGAAAGUGCUAGCGGUGGCUAAUAACAGUGAUCUAAGUUCAGGUUAUGUUGUAACGUAAAUAUUUAACCCUAUGUAAGGUAACGAACGCUGUUAAGCUAGGAAACACAUUUACAGAAAGGUUUUGCAAAACUGACCAUUACAGUUUACAAUAACCACGACCUAGCUAGCUUACAAAGAGCCUUUGAAUGAAGCACCACUGCGUUGUUAGCUUAAUGUUAGCAUUUCUCAGGCCUGCUACCACGCAGUAAGCAUUUGUAGCAUUUUCAGCCACGGCCAUUUUCAUAUACAUUAAACCUGAGCAUUUAUGCAUUAUUUAAAAGCCUUAGUUAUGGAGCAUCCACCAGUGGGCAUACAUAUUAUUAUUACCAUCACCAUCCUCAUCCAUAGGAAAGUCCUCGCCUCCCGCUUCAUGAAGGUCCAGUACGUCCGCCAUGAUGUCUGUGUGUGUUUGCUGCUGUUCCGACCAACGCAACGUGCGUACGCAUAAAGAGCCAAAGGGUUGCCGGAUGUUGCCAGAUUACGUAAAAGUCACUUCUUUACGUGGGAAUUGAUUAAAUUCUGAUUAGCCAAGAUUUACUCAUCCACUGGAGCUAUAAAAGCCUCUAGCUCCCUGACAGAAGGUACCGUUAGGUCCAAGAACCCCAGGAGUUAAGGUUGGUCUUGCUCAUCUUCAGCCAUGAAAUUCUCCCUUGUUGCCGCUCUUGUCGUUGUGCUGUCUGUUGCCCGUGGCACUGAGGCCGGGUCACUGGUGAAGCGUGACAUCCAGUCUGAGGUGGACAGAAUCUCCAAGAUUGUCAAUGACAUGUCUGCCAGCAUCACCUCCACAACUCAGGACAUUGUGGAGAAGGUGAAGGCUCUUGAGGUGACCCACACUGGCCAGACUUACAUUGAGGACAGCAAGGCCCAGAUCCAGCCUCUUGUUAAGAAGGUCCAGGCCGAGGCUGCCAAGCUGCAGGAGCAGGUCCAGCCCCUCAUCGCCAACAUUGAGGAACAGAUCAAGCCUCUGACUGACAACUUCAACACUCAGGUCAAGCCUCUGACCGACAUGAUGGAGAAGAUCUUCCAGCAGGUGGUGGACCAGACCAAGGCCCUGCUCCCCUCCAAGUAAAGCUGGCUGUUGUUUUACUCCAGCUGCAUUAACGACCAAGCUGAGCUAGAGGUCACUUUUGUUGCCACACACAAUGCUUCACUGGUGUUUGUCCAGCAUACUCCUCUCUCUCUAAAUCAUCUGAGACGUGAUGCUUGAAUGUCAUCAAUAAAGGGGUAUGGAAGUCUUCA